AUGGCUUGGUACACGGUCACGGAAUUAAGGAGUUUUGUGUGUGUAAAAGAAUCUUUGUUGAAUACUACUAGUAUAUUAAAGGGCACAUCUACUAUAGUAAAGGGCUUGUCUACUAUAGUUAAGGACACAUCUACUAUAUUAAAGGGCACGUCUACUAUAUUAAAGGGCACGUCUACUAUAUUAAAGGGCACGUCUACUAUAUUAAAGGGCACGUCUACUAUAUUAAAGGACACGUCUACUACAUUAAAAGGCACAUCUACUAUAUUAAAGGGCACGUCUACUAUAUUAAAGGGCACAUCUACUAUAUUAAAGGGCACGUCUACUAUAUUAAAGGGCAUUUCUACUAUAGUAAAGGGCUUGUCUACUAUAGUUAAGGACACAUCUACUGUAUUAAAGGGCACGUCCACUAUAUUAAAGGGCACUUCUCCUAUAGUAAAGGGCUUGUCUACUAUAGUUAAGGACACAUCUACUGUAUUAAAGGGCACGUCUACUAUAUUAAAGGGCACAUCUACUAUAUUAAAGGGCACGUCUACUAUAUUAAAGGGCACAUCUACUGUAUUAAAGGGCACGUCUACUAUAUUAAAGGGGACAUCUACUAUAUUAAAGGGCACAUCUACUAUAGUAAAGGGCACUUCUACUAUAUUAAAAGGCACUUCUACAAUAGUAAAGGGCUUGUCUACUAUAGUUAAGGACACAUCUACUAUAUUAAAGGGCACGUCUACUAUAUUAAAGGGCACAUCUACUAUAGUAAAGGGCACGUCUACUAUAUUAAAGGGCAUGUCUACUAUAUUAAAGGGCUUGUCUACUAUAUUAAAUAGCACGUCUACUAUAUUAAAGGGCUUGUCUACUAUAGUUAAGGACACAUCUACUGUAUUAAAGGGCACAUCUACUAUAUUAAAGGGCACAUCUACUAUAGUAAAGGGCAUGUCUACUAUAUUAAAGGGCUUGUCUACUAUAUUAAAUAGCACGUCUACUAUAUUAAAGGGCAACACAUUGUAA
Messenger RNA from Saccoglossus kowalevskii, 999 nucleotides. Its product is annotated as location of vulva defective 1-like. The record is from RefSeq and is a predicted model, not a curated record. Lineage: Eukaryota; Metazoa; Hemichordata; Enteropneusta; Harrimaniidae.